AUGGGCCGCAGUCGCUCUGCGGAACAAAUGGCCCGCGUGCUCCUGUCAAGCGCCAUCCGGCACGACACGUGGGAGUGCAAGGCGUCGAGCGACGCCGUGGGGGGCCGGCUGUUCACGGCGCGUUUUGUGUGGGAGGAGUGGCCGAUGGUCCCUGAACUUCAGUACGCGAUUGCACUCCAAAUGACGUUUUACGACCGAGUGGCAUGCGCCUUCGUUGGGGCCACCUACACCGUGUUAAAGGACGCCCCGACGGAGCCACUCAUUUUCCAAAAUCGUGGAGAGAAUAUGCUGCUGGUUGUGGAGGUUGUGGCCCGCGAUGAGCGGCACAACGCCCUGCCUGAGGAACGGCGUGUGCUGAUGUGGGGUUAUGUCCCUCUCACGGAGGUGUGUACAUUGCGCAGCAUUGAUUUACUUCCCGGUAGCGCUCAACUGCUGCUGCUGAACUCCACGUCAUGGCCCAGUAAUAAUCGUAGCGAAACAUAUUCUUUGAAAUACACAUGUGUGGAAGUAGAGGACGUUGUGUUGACGCAACUUAUGUCGCGUCUCGUGCCUCCUGACGUCAUUGUAACGCAAAGUUUCACGGAAAACAGACCGCAGUCUUCAACCCAUUCGUUCCGCUGCACUGUGCGAGAUAUCCAGCUCUUUCCCACAACAGAGAAUCCGGAAUGGCGCGACAAAGGCGCAGAGUGGCGUGUUGCGGCGGUGUCUCACAAUGGAUACCAGCAACUUGGACAAGGUGCCGAGGUGCCGCUGGUGUUUGAUGAGGAGAUCGUCUCCUCUGUAUCCACCACCAGCAACAGUAGCAGCGGCAGCGGCAGCUGUGAGAGUUCCAAUGAAUUUAGUCACACUUCUACCUCCGCGUAUGUCUCUGUGGAAAAGAAGAAACAGCAGUCGACAUCUCUUGUGCAUUCCGUUGUGCCGCUGGAAAUGGAUUUGCUUCCUGUGCACUCGGCGACAUCGUUGGUGCUGGCCAUACGUCGGAGGGGAAAGGAAUCUCAGCGCUUUGAGGUGAUUGGUUUCUGUGUUUUCCCGUUGUGUGUGAUGCCCAUGAAAGAUCGUGAUCUCCGCGUGGAGAAUCUUCCCAUUCUGCAUGGCCCCUUCUCCUGCCGCGACCCGCGGAUGUUGAUGUUAGAGUCUUCAUCACCGUAUGGCAAGCAGCCAUUCACCGUAACGCUGACGGUGGAGUACCACGACACACUCGUUGUGGAUACGUUUCCGGUGUCGGCGCCCACUUCACGGUAUCCUGUUGAUAAAAGGGAGCUUGCAAAGACAGCAGACAAAGGGGCUGGUGGAAAGAAAUUCCUGGCAGAGGUUUACGAUAUCACGCAAACAUUUCCCUCGUCGACUGCUGUGCCCGGGAAAAUCAUGGGAAUUGUGUCGACUGAAGAACUGGAGGAGGGCAAAAAAGUAGCGGCGGCUCCCGCAGUCUCAAGAGUGACGACAACUGAGCGUACUGCUGAAGCAACACCGCCUCUGAAACUUACAUACCCUUCCCCUGAUGAACUUGUUGCCGGCAAGUGGGCAACUGAAGAUAACUCCUCGGCUGGUGUCUUCAAAAUGCUUUGUGCUGUCAUGGAAGAGCUACGUCGUCUGCGUGAGAUGCAAGAGUCAGCCAUGCGUCGUAGGGAUCAAAAAGGUGGACUUGUUGGACGCGAGGACGAGAUUGGUAAGCGGCUAGGCGACGCUGCGGGUGUGGAAGUAGUUGAUCUUUCACCCAUGCCUCUCGCUAUAUCGUGGGAAACACGUUGUCUUAUAGAAGAAGGCCUGCAGCCCAUACUUCAUCCCGUACACGGCACCCGUCUGGAAGACCAUGCGUUGGCAAGUAGUCAUGAUAUGACGGCAUCCUUGGUCGGUGUUCGCUUUGAGGGCCUCACGGCCGAUGCCUCUAUUCAUGUACCAGAGGAUGUUUGUUUCAUCUUUUCCUUUGGUUCCCUUCCGCUGCAGACGAUAGGCCCCAUUCGUACCGUGUGUAUUGAUAAAAACAAUCAAUUGCGGACUUUUAAAUUAUAUGAGGGGGUUGAACGUGGUGGGAUGGUGUGGUGUGAGCCACUCGAGGCGGUUGAAGAUCCGUUCAUGCAGAAGUACCGUCAGGUCACGGAUGCGACUCUCCACAUUCAUGUUUACGACGCCCUUACCAUGUUUUACGUUAGCAGCGUGGAUGUCCAGCUGGCACACUUUCGCCGCCCAUACAACGCAGAAAGCGCACGCAUCCCGAUGGAUAUUCCUCUGUACCGCGACCUCAGUCUCACGGAGAGGAG
Molecule: messenger RNA, 2258 nt
Organism: Trypanosoma cruzi
Lineage: Eukaryota; Euglenozoa; Kinetoplastea; Trypanosomatida; Trypanosomatidae
Exons: 1
Biological process (GO): negative regulation of canonical Wnt signaling pathway
Cellular component (GO): non-motile cilium; cytoskeleton
Source: RefSeq, a predicted model, not a curated record